AUCUUUGACAACUAUUCUCCCAAGUCUCUCCAAAAACCCCCCAGAGAGAAAAAGUAGAAAAGAAAGAUCAUUGACUCACAUUAAUGGCUAAGGUUACUUCUGAUUUUGCCACGGCAUGCAUACGGAUAGCAAUUCUAUACGUAUAUGUCAUGUCGGUGGCAGUCACAGCAAGAGUGUCGUCUGUGCAUCAUCAUUUGAGUGGCCAAGAAAAGCCCAUAACCAAUAUUUUUGAUACUUCCAGUUAUGGUAUUUUACAGCUCGAGAAUGGAUUGGCCAAGACGCCUCAGAUGGGAUGGAAUAGCUGGAAUUUCUUUGCCUGUAAUAUCAAUGAAAAAGUUAUCAAGGAAACAGCCGAUGCACUCAUUUUAACUGGUUUGGCCAAGUUAGGCUAUGAAUAUGUGAACAUAGACGAUUGCUGGUCUGAAUUAGUGCGGGAUUCUGAGGGUCAAUUAGUUCCUGAUUCUAGAGAAUUUCCAUCAGGAAUUAAAGCUCUUGCUGAUUAUGUGCAUUCAAAGGGCCUCAAGCUUGGUAUCUACUCUGAUGCAGGGGCUUUUACAUGUGAAGUUCAUCCUGGAUCACUUGGACAUGAAUACGAUGAUGCAGCACGUUUUGCAUCAUGGGGCAUUGAUUACCUAAAGUAUGACAACUGUUUCAAUUUGGGCAUCGAACCUAAAGAAAGGUACACAAAAAUGCGUGAUGCUCUAAAUGCAACUGGAAGGACCAUAUUCUAUUCACUUUGUGAAUGGGGCGUUAAUGACCCUGCCUUAUGGGCAGGCAAGAUUGGAAACAGUUGGCGAACAACAAAUGACAUCAAAGAUAAUUGGGAAAGCAUGACUACAAUUGCUGAUCUCAAUGACAAGUGGGCAGACUAUGCGGGGCCUGGUGGAUGGAAUGAUCCUGAUAUGUUAGAAGUUGGAAAUGGGGGGAUGACUUACCAGGAGUACCGAGCACAUUUUAGCAUUUGGGCUUUGAUGAAGGCUCCUCUUUUGAUUGGUUGUGACGUAAGAAACAUGACUUCUGAGACAUUUGAAAUUAUAAGCAACGAGGAAAUUAUUGCUGUAAACCAAGAUCCACUUGGGGUUCAAGGAAGAAAAGUUUAUGCAUACGGGCCUGAUGGUUGCUAUCAGGUUUGGCCGGGUCCAUUGUCUGGAAGUCGUCUUGUUGUUUCUCUGUGGAACCGGAGUUCAAAAAAUGCCACUAUUACUGUUAAUUGGGCUGCACUUGGACUUGAAUCUUCUACCCAUGUCUCUGUAAGAGAUUUGUGGAAGCACGAAUUUGUUUCUCUGAAUUCUGCAUCCUCAUUCACUGCUCAAGUUGAUUCUCACAGCUGCGAAACGUAUGUUUUCACUCCAGUGAUGGUGACAAGCUCAUCUACUUAAAUUGUUACUCGAGUAAGCUUCGCUUCUUGUUACAGCCUUUUUUAUAUGGUUGAUAUCGAUGUUGAUUGCAAAUGAAAUUAGCAUCAUUUGUGAUUGCAAUGAAGGAGCAAAACGAUAAGCAUUAUGCCCAUUGUUGUGGUAAUGUGUCAUUCAUUGUUGCUAUAUCUGUAGUAUAACUCAUUGUCUGAAAUAAGGGUGCAAAAUUUAUAGUACUUCUCUCCUAGUCCAGAGAAUACUGGAACUGGAAUCACACAGUGAGUGUGACUUGUAUCAGUUUGACAGUUCAAUAUUGUAUUGCAAUAUAUGUGUUUGCAUGCGAGUGCUCUCUUGCUGUAAACCGAAUUAAUCUACUGUUUUUUUUUUCUU
Olea europaea var. sylvestris is the source of this 1745-nucleotide messenger RNA. Its product is annotated as alpha-galactosidase 3-like. Lineage: Eukaryota; Viridiplantae; Streptophyta; Magnoliopsida; Lamiales; Oleaceae. Gene Ontology annotation, biological process: carbohydrate metabolic process. The record is from RefSeq and is a predicted model, not a curated record. The coding region runs from base 84 to 1379 and encodes 431 amino acids. The transcript is spliced from 15 exons. Gene Ontology annotation, molecular function: hydrolase activity, hydrolyzing O-glycosyl compounds.